UGAUCUCAAACGCAAACACUAACAAAAAAAAAAAAAAACAUUUCUUGUUGUUGCGUUUUCCAGAACAAACCAGUUUCAAUCAAAUUCUGUUUUCUUCAUCUCCACAAAGAUAACUAAAUCCGAUCUCGUCUUCGCAAUCAUCAACCAUCAAUGGAAGUUGAAGAAGAAGUUAAACAAAUCAUAGAUGAGGUCAAAGAGCUUCAUGACUCCGCCGCUUCUUUCAUCUCAUCUUCUUCUCAACAAGAGCUCUCUCUCCGUCAAAAAGCCUCCGCCGUUGAUUCCUCUAUCCGUCGUCUCCACUCUACUAUCGUCUCCAACAAAAAUCUCGAUCCUAAGCUCGUCGAAAAGCUUGAGGAAGAUCUGCAUCGUGCUAGAUGCAUGCUUGUUGACGGAGAAACAUCUUCAUUUCUCCCAUCCAAACCACAAGGACGCUUUGUGAGAAUGUUUUGUGGACCUGUGAAUGUUCGAGCUUUGCGUAAAGAUGUUCAGCUUAAAGUUAAAGAAGAAUACAAUCGUUACAGAGACAAGACUGCUCUUCUUUUUCUUUUUUUCCCUGCCACACUUUUAAUCCUUAGGUCUUAUUAUUGGGGUGGAUGUUUGCCUGCGUUUCCUGUCCAGCUCUAUGAGGCUUGGCUGUUGUUUCUCUAUGCUGGGUUGGCUAUGCGUGAGAAUAUAUUAAGAGCUAACGGAAGCGAUAUUCGUCCAUGGUGGCUAUAUCAUCAUUAUUGUGCCAUGGCUAUGGCCCUUGUCAGCCUCACAUGGGAAAUCAAAGGUCAACCAAACUGUGUCCAGAAACAGAGAGGAGUCCAUCUUUUCCUACAAUGGGCUAUGAUGCAAGGUGUCGCCAUGCUUUUACAAAACAGAUAUCAACGCCAAAGAUUAUACACUCGCAUUGCACUAGGAAAGGCUAAGAGAAUGGAUGUUGUUUGGGGAGAAACGGCUGGAGUUGAUGGACAACUAUGGCUGUUAUGUCCUAUACUGUUCAUUUUACAGGUGAGCUUUUUUCUGUACAUAGAUGAAUCAAGUUUAUGCUAAAACAUUUUAACGCGUUUCAUUUGCUCUACCGUGGCACCAUGCUAGAGUGGUUUACUGAUAUUUUAAUCACUUCGUUCUUUUUAACUACUGUGUUUCCAUGGCUUUGGAGAGGCAAAGAAACUCAUUCAAAACUAUAGAUUAUGUAUUGUCGCAAGUAUAAAUUCGGAAGUCAAUAUUUCCCAUUCAAAAUUCUCUAGAUGGCCUGUACAGUAGAACCUCUUUGCUCUUUCCACAACAAUCAAAAAGAAACUUUGCACGUGUUCAUGCUGGUAUAUUUUUCUCACUCUCGUGGCAUUGUUUUCAACGGGUCUAUUCCCGGUAUAGGCCGACAAAUCCUGAUUCAAUAGAGAAUAAAGACUAAAAAAAUAGGAAGUAGAGUAAGAGGAAUGUUGUCGCUUUCAGGUGAUGGUUUGUGGGAUUCUUCUGGUAGUGAUGGCAGUUGGGAACUUCAUAAAUACAGUAGAGACACUGAUGGCAAAGUCAAGAGUUAAGGCAAAGAUGAAGAGAAGUAAAAGCAGAGCAGAGCUUAAUUAGACUUCACAGGUCUCUCAUCUGUUCAAAAUCUUGCUUUUUUUGCAGUUCAUAAAUUUUUGUCCUUUUUGUUUUUAGGCCACGGAUAAAAUAAAACUGUGACCAUCCUUUUUCUGUGUAAAUGGAAGUGGCAGUUGAUAUUUGAUAAUUGAUGUUGUAUUUGUACACUUGACUGGGUUUUGUAGGAAUUUUUUAAGUGUCAGAUCUUGAAGAUGAUAGUGUUAAAAUAAGUAUCCUUAAACAAGAAGAGCUAGGCCCAAUCCCAGGCCCACUUGGGUAUCAAACACUUCCAAAACCCAG
Molecule: messenger RNA, 1866 nt
Organism: Arabidopsis thaliana (thale cress)
Lineage: Eukaryota; Viridiplantae; Streptophyta; Magnoliopsida; Brassicales; Brassicaceae
Product: TMPIT-like protein
Exons: 9
Coding region: 151-1035 (294 amino acids)
Cellular component (GO): membrane
Source: RefSeq, marked reviewed